AUGCUCGAAUACAUCGCAUACCGGAAGUUCAAGAAGAACCGGGACCAGAAGGUCGCAGAGAGGGCAAAGCUUCAAGACGAAGCGGAAGCAGCCCGGUCGCGAUCCAAAUCACCGCCAGGGUCAGGUCCUGUCCUGACGGACGACGAGCAGCUCUUCCUCGAGAGGCUCACGUCUGAGGACGGCUAUUCCGACGAGAAUGGAAAGCGACCCCCUCUGCCCCCAAGGGUCAAAACACCCGAUAUCUCAUGGGACAGCGACAACGAUAGCUAUGUACGAAACAACGAUGUCGAGGUCAGCGGAAAGGGCAAGGGCAAGGAGAAGCCCAGCGAUGGCAGCAAAGGCGAUGGCAAACAGGCCUCUCGCUUCUCGUUCCUCACGCGCAAGACCGGCAAGAAGGAUGACCUCCAACCCACCAAUCUUGCGGUGCCGCACGACGAAGAAGAGCGCGAGAAAGAUGACAUCAACAAGGUCCUCGACGACCUGAAUCUGUCCGCUCGCAACAACAAGACGUUCUCUCUGUCCAAGGAGUCUGCAGAGAUGGUCGGACUGUUUACGGUCGUCCUGAAGGACUUGGUAAACGGUGUUCCCACCGCCACCAAUGACCUAAAGAAGCUCUUUGAAGACCACGACGGCACACUGGCAAAGAACUACGAAAAGCUGCCCAAGAGCAUGCAGAAGAUGGUCACCACCCUUCCGAACAAGGUCACCGGCGCCCUUGCGCCGGAGCUUCUGGCCGUGGCUGCGGAGUCACAGGGGUUGAAGGGAGACGAUGCGCCUAAGGGGGGUAUCAAAGACCAGGCCAUGAAGCUCAUAAUACCUAAGAACGUAUCUGAGCUGGUGACCAAGCCUAGCGCGAUCAUUGGGAUGUUGAAGGCUAUCAUGAACUUUCUCAAGGUGCGGUGGCCGGCCUUCAUCGGCACAAACGCCAUUUGGAGCAUUGCACUCUUCCUACUUAUGUUUGUGCUCUGGUACUGCCACAAGCGCGGUCGCGAGGUUCGGCUCGAACGCGAGAAGUCUACCGCCUCCGUCGAGGCAGGCAGCCGAAUCGAGGAGCUCUCGGACGGCGACUCUGUAGUCGAGUCGCGCAGCGGGCGAGCAUCCCCGAAGCGCAUCGAGAGCUCCGGGGCGAGCUCGCGUAGGAAGUAG
Molecule: messenger RNA, 1146 nt
Organism: Diaporthe amygdali
Lineage: Eukaryota; Fungi; Ascomycota; Sordariomycetes; Diaporthales; Diaporthaceae
Exons: 2
Coding region: 1-1146 (381 amino acids)
Source: RefSeq, a predicted model, not a curated record